AUGAACAUUGAAUGGUAUGUUGGAGUUGUCCACUUUACCGGUGCUACACCAUCACGCGAAUUUAAGUUCACCACGCUCACCCCAAUUGAAGAUGUGCGUGAAAUAUUGCAGGAACUUUUACCUUAUAACGACAAUCGCAAAGUUGUGAAGAUCGAGUAUCGCUCACCAUCUGUUGAUAAAGAUGGGAAGCUUGUGUUCAUCAACUAUGAGCUGAAGAACGACGUUGAUAUGCAGGCUAUGUGGAAUACUUUUACCAAUUUUGAGGAGAAAGUUCUGAUCGAGGUAAAUGCGACUAUUUCAAGAUCGACCGAUGAUAUUAUCAUGAUGUUGCAAUGUCCACGUGGACGUUGA
Molecule: messenger RNA, 351 nt
Organism: Vicia villosa (hairy vetch)
Lineage: Eukaryota; Viridiplantae; Streptophyta; Magnoliopsida; Fabales; Fabaceae
Exons: 1
Coding region: 1-351 (116 amino acids)
Source: RefSeq, a predicted model, not a curated record